AUGUGUUCUAGCUACACUAAGAACUGGCGCUGCGGAUUAAACAGACGAAUGCGCGGAACUGGCCGUGGGACACUGCCAGUGCUAGAAGGGCUUAUCAGCGACGAGGUAUUACUUGAAAGCCAACGAAUGGACAGACCGACCGAACCUCACUUGUGUCUGCGUAAGGAGCACAGAACCAAUGGAGGUAAAUUACGGAAUGAAGCGAAGACAAAGAGGAUCAUGGAAGUAAAGAAAGAGGAAUGGCAGGCGCAGUUGUACUGUCAGACCCUGCACCUAUCCUGCAAAAGACCAAUCACUACGGCUAUCUGCCCCACUAAAGGGAGGAGGGAACGGAAAAGUGGUGACGGAAGAGACAAAAUCCACACCUCGGUAGUGCAUCCCUCGCUCUCCAGACUAACGGUCGAGCUAGAAUUAAGGGGAAUGGAACCCGAAGCAGGACGUGCUCCAUCCACGUACCUUAACUCAUCACCAGCCAAUUUUCUCCCGAUUUACCAGCAGUGA
Molecule: messenger RNA, 501 nt
Organism: Aspergillus costaricaensis CBS 115574
Lineage: Eukaryota; Fungi; Ascomycota; Eurotiomycetes; Eurotiales; Aspergillaceae
Exons: 6
Coding region: 1-501 (166 amino acids)
Source: RefSeq, a predicted model, not a curated record